Molecule: messenger RNA, 1294 nt
Organism: Piliocolobus tephrosceles (Ugandan red Colobus)
Lineage: Eukaryota; Metazoa; Chordata; Mammalia; Primates; Cercopithecidae
Product: vesicle-fusing ATPase
Exons: 5
Coding region: 721-993 (90 amino acids)
Biological process (GO): SNARE complex disassembly; Golgi to plasma membrane protein transport; intra-Golgi vesicle-mediated transport
Cellular component (GO): Golgi stack
Molecular function (GO): ATP hydrolysis activity
Source: RefSeq, a predicted model, not a curated record
AGUAAUGUAACCUUAUUAUUUAAAGAUAAGGAAGUAAAUAUAAGAAGAAAAGCUAAGAGAAUUGAAAAUGGUUGCCUUUGAAGAAAGGGAACUGAGAAUGGUAGCAAAAGCCUGGCAUAGUUUUUAAACUUUUUUUUUAAAUAUUUCAGGGUUAAAAGUAAAAAUGAAAAAUAUUAAAUGUGACAAUUAUGGAAAGCACUUUAGCCCAUGCCUUUUACAGUUCAGUGUUGCAUAAAUGUAAACUAUUAUUACCCUGCUCCUUCUAAAAAGUGUACUAAAGCCUUGUAAAGCCAGCGCCACAUACUUUUUAUUCAUUUCAUCUUUUUUCCCCAUUUCCCACCAUACGUGUGCCAUGUUGGCUCUAAGGAAGGAAUUACAUACAUACAUGUCAGUAUCUUUCCAUUUGGUUUGUGUAUCUACCUGAUUUACUAAUCCAUUGUUUUAUUGAUGUGAAUGAGAAGGAGCUGUUCACAUGUUGCCACUUUCUGAAUCAUGUUGGUACCUUUUUCAGGAUUUUCAGGAAAAUCCUGAAUUGUUUUCUUCUCUUUUGCCAGUCAUUUGCAUUUGUAAGAUUAAAUCAAUGGCUUUUGCAAAUUGUGUUCAAGCUUACUCUAGUUUCCUAAUUAGUCUUAUGUACAUUUUAACACAUUUUCUCCCUAUGAUCAGGGCCGCAAGCUUCUUAUCAUUGGGACCACUAGCCGCAAAGAUGUCCUUCAGGAGAUGGAAAUGCUUAAUGCUUUCAGCACCACCAUCCACGUGCCCAACAUUGCCACAGGAGAGCAGCUGUUGGAAGCUUUGGAGCUUUUGGGCAACUUCAAGGAUAAGGAACGCACCACAAUUUCUCAGCAAGUCAAAGGGAAGAAGGUCUGGAUAGGAAUCAAGAAGUUACUCAUGUUGAUCGAGAUGUCCCUACAGAUGGAUCCUGAAUACCGUGUGAGAAAAUUCUUGGCCCUCUUAAGAGAAGAAGGAGCUAGCCCCCUUGAUUUUGAUUGAAAAUGAACUAUUUGAAACCCACAGUGACCAAGGGAAGUGACCAAGCUUAUUUUGUGGCUUUUAAAGAAGUGGAUUGUAUUGUGAGCUCCUGUGAUUCCUGGUGGUCAGUAUCCUGGAUUCCUCUAAGAUCUUGCCUCUUGCCUCCUCAUGAAAGCAGCACACAUUGUGUUAACUUAUGUCUCUUGUUAAAUGAGCUUAAUGUCUUUGUGUUUUGUCCAAAACUAUAUUGAAAAAUAUACAUAUUGUUUAAUGCAAAUGAAGGAAUGCAAUAAAGAGUAAAUAUACUUGAAAAUGUUCUGUA